Molecule: messenger RNA, 432 nt
Organism: Corylus avellana
Lineage: Eukaryota; Viridiplantae; Streptophyta; Magnoliopsida; Fagales; Betulaceae
Source: RefSeq, a predicted model, not a curated record
AUGGCUCAAAGUCGACAGAAGAGCUAUGCUGACCAACAUCGACACAAGUUGGAGUUUGAAGUUGGUAACCAAGUAUUUCUUAAGGUUUCGCUAAUGAAAGGUGUAAUUCAGUUUAGUAAGAAGGGUAAACUGAGCCCGAGAUAUAUAGACCCUUUUGAGGUGAAAGAGGUAGUUGGACCGGUGGCACAUAGAGUUGCAUUACCACCAGAGUUAGCUGGAAUACAUGAUGUGUUCCAUGUAUCUACGCUACGAAAGUACGUGCAUGAUCCUUCGCAUGUUAUCAACUUUAAACCUCCACGGAUUCAAGGGAAUUUGUCAUAUGAAGAAGUGCCGAUUCAAAUCAUGGAUCGCAAAGAGCAACAACUAAAGACCAAGACAAUUCCGCUUAUAAAAGUACUAUGGCGAAAUCAUGACGUAGAAGAAGCUUCAUGA